Sitophilus oryzae (rice weevil) is the source of this 4178-nucleotide messenger RNA. RefSeq lists its product as uncharacterized. Gene Ontology annotation, cellular component: cell periphery. The record is from RefSeq and is a predicted model, not a curated record. The transcript has 16 exons. Lineage: Eukaryota; Metazoa; Arthropoda; Insecta; Coleoptera; Curculionidae. The coding region runs from base 216 to 3404 and encodes 1062 amino acids.
AUUAGUUCGUCCGAGCAAUUGACUGAGUUGAUUGUAGGAAAAACAGUAUACAAUGAUGCGGUCUGAAUUUGUUCAGAGGAUUGUUGUGUUAUGGAAAAGCUUAUCUACGUCCGACGUACGUUGAAAUGUAACGUUCCCGCAGCGAUAUCAACAGGCGCAAGAGGAAUGGGUUCGAAUCAAAACGACCAAAAUGCCGUAUAAACCAGAAAAGAGAAAUGAGGAAAAUUAUCAGUGUCCUGACGUUUCCAUUAUUUUUGUUGCUUUUCCACUUAGUAAAAUAUGUAGAGAGCGCAGGUGCUAAAAUACCCGGCAUCGAUAUAAGAAUGCCUCCAUCGCACAUUGCUCUUAGCGGGGACCUAAACGUAGAAAUAGUUUCGUCGUCUUUCUUACCGUUGGUGGUGCAACUGUCACGUCUAGAGGGUAACGUUGCACAACCCCUAACGACAUUUCCGGUCUAUCCGGAAGCAAGUGCUUUAAAGCGAAACCUUACUGUAGCUAAAAUUAAUUGUGGAUAUUUUUCUAGAGGUGGACAGUAUUAUGUACAGAUUAAAAAACAGCCCAUAGUUGGGGUAAAUUCGACCGAUUUAACUGACUCGCAAAUCAUAACCAGAAGUCUGGAUGUGCGAUGGCCAAUGCCACAACUAGUCGUCACCCCGGAAAACAUAAAGACCUAUCCGGAAAGUCCUGUCACUGCUAUACUAACAUUUCCGGAGGUGGUCUGCCCUCCGGUAAAGGGUGCCGCUCCCUCCGCCAUUCCGGAGUUUUGGCUCGAGCUCCACUACUGCGCUCAUUCCUUUCUCAAUUGCGAAGAAAAUGGUGAAGAACUCCAAAAUAAGUCUAGUCACCAGGUUUUAUAUUCCGAGCAAGUCCGAGGAUUACCUGGCAAAAGCGUUUUUAUUUUAAGGUGUGAACUUUUUGGCUUAUCAGGCCAUUAUGCAGUAUUUUUACGGCCAACGAAUCCAGAUCCGGCUUUACCGAGAACAGCAGCUUAUGUUAAGGUUGACUGGAGUGAUCAAUUUGUUUUUAAUGUCCACGCCCAUUCCAUUUUUCCUUGUGACACCCAUAGCGGAGGAAUUAAAGUAUUGUUUCAGUACCCAUCUUGUAUACUGGCAGAUAAAGAUAGAGUCCGUCUAUUUGCAAGAUUGCGAGCUAAUGUAGCAUCUUUAGCUCCUCCUACAACAUUAGAAUAUAUAUCAGAACAAAAGAUAAUACGAGGACAACAUAGCUUACAUUUCGAGUGUGACCUUUUUACCGAGAGAUACGUAGAAUAUUGCUUUAUAUACGUAAGUCAAAGCAUAUCAGGAGCUGUCGCAGAUGUUCGAGAAGAUUGUGUCCCGACAUUGCCAGUUUCAGAUCAAGAACGUGGAGGCUGGGGACCAUGGAGUCAAUGGACUCCCUGUUCAAGCACAUGUAUCGGAGGCGUGAGAAGCCGCUACAGAUUAUGUGACUCACCUGCUCCUAGAUACGGAGCUAAAUUUUGCGAGGGGCCAGCUGUGGAAACUGAAAAAUGUAGUACAACUCUGGGAUCAAGCUGGGAAUGCUUUUAUGCCGGUAGCAUUACAGGCAAUGACAUAAUUGCUGACGAAAUACCGGAAGUUGAAGCCGAAGUCGGUCCAUAUUGUAGAUGUGGUUGCGUUGUUCAUUUAGGUCAUGCAAAACCAAAGAGAUUUUUAGCGACUUCUAGUCAGAGCUGUCCAGGAAGAACUUUUUGGUUAAUACAGGCCGACGAAGAUUGUGUUAUACAAUUUAGAGUUGAGCAGUUCUAUUUGCCAUGCGGUAAUCAGUGGUUAAAGAUUCGAGAUGGCAGUUCCUUAUCUUCCACGUUAUUGGCUGAUCUAACAGGGCACCCUGGUUCCAGUCCAUCUCUGAUAAAUUCUACAGGGCCGAAUUUAUUACUAGAAUUUUAUUCGGACGAAGUUGCAAUUGGAUCACAAUUAUGCGGGGGAGGCUUCUUAGCUGAAGCAAGUCAGAUAAAACUAAUAAAGCUGAAUAUGACGGAAAUCCGGGUGGCCCACAGCAUUAGCACAGCUAUUCCAGCAGUAGUAUUGAAAUUAACUGCUGUUCAUAUAGCUGCGAUAUUCUUCUUGAGUGGCCUUAUAAUUGCAACGGUGCUGUUGGGAAUGCAAUACGCCGUUAGAUAUAGGAAAUAUCAUAUUGCAGAAGCGGAAGAUCAUGAUUCUUUAGCAGCCUCAAGCACGAGUCUUCCGUUAGUGACCAGAGCUCAGUCCAAUUCCACACUUUUAUCGGAAGUAAUUUCCCUUACCCGGAUGCGGCCCUUGAAUAUGAAAACUCGAAGGAACAAACACAGCCGCCUAAGGGAAUCGAUAGACUGCGAUCAAGAUCAAGAGGAAGAAGUCACUUUAGCAAAGGGGGAAGAAGAAUGUUACUCUGGUAGUACUAUCACGCUGACAGCUCCAACGGAAACAAUUACUUCAACAAUGCCAACAUUAGCUAAUCCAGAAUCUGACGAAAUAACACCCACAAGUAGUUUACCCACAUCACCUCGAGGAGAAUGGAGAAUUAUUCGUAGAUCUUCAACCAACAGUGAAAAGGAUAGAUGCAGUGAAAAAAUAUCUUCGCCAACUCCAGUGGGAAUGGAAAUGCUGAGGCGGAUCAGUAAUGCUACCUUAACAAACGUGAGCGAUGAGGACAUUUGCUGUAAAAGUGACCCGGGUUGUUAUUCUUCAGCUGCUAGUAUGGUUAGUACUGCAACUAUAAGGUCAACCAAUGCGAAAGCAACCAAAGAUAAGAAAAAUCGGGAGAAAUUAUUAGCAGGCCCUGGUGGUUCAGAGUUUUCAAUAGUGGGCCCUGAUAACGACCUUGAAAUUGAUUAUUAUGACUAUAAUGUAGUUAAUGCUGGUGCAGCUCCCGGAUCAUACUUAGGUAUGGAUCCGGCAUUUUUAGUGUGGAUACCUCCACUAGAUGAAACAGGGGAGAUACUUCCUCAAGAAGAUCAACAAUGUCUUGAAAUGACAGACAUUCGUCCUAGAGUCUACAUAGAUCCUGGAAGUAAUAAAGAAUCUCCAGAAGAAGAAUCGCUACUUCCUAAACCGAGAAGAAGAUCAGUGAGUGAGAGUACGUCAGUUUGUUCACCUAAAGUGAAGAAAAAGAGAAUUGUGCACCCACUAGUGCACGGUCUAAUUCAAAACACUGCACCACCAAACCAUAUCGACAACAGGUUCCUAAACGAGACGGAGCCGCUGAAGAAUAAUAGGCAAGUAACCAUACAACUUCACGAAUUUCCAAGAAAGUUGAAACCCUGGAAACCAGAUAUGGAGAAGGAAACUAAAGUGGAAAAGUCACCAAGCGUGGACAGCAAUGUACUCGACGAAAUACGAUUUGCAGACGACGACGCUGAUGAAAUGGAUUUUAACGAAAGAUCAAGCAAUUUAAAUAUUACUUGAAAAUCAAUUGCAAACCACUUACAGAAUUGAUAGAUAUUGUGAUCAUAAGCAUAUGGUUAUUAAUUUUAUAGAAGAAAAAACUAACUUACCAAGUCAUACAUACGUUCUAUUUAUGAUGCGUAAUAUUAAAAACUAUUUUUAUAGUAGAGACCAUUUACACUACAUACAGUCAUCAUAUCAAAUAUUAUAUUAUCAAAAUAAAUUCUUCAUACACCUUGAAUAUUUUCUUUAAAAAUCAGUCAAACGUAUAUCAGUUAUACAAACGUAGUUAAGUCUAUAUUAGUCUUAUAUCAUCAAAGGUCUUACCUCCUGAAUACAUAUUGAAAGUGGAAUAAAAAAUCCAUUUUAAUAAACAUUAUGCACUACUUAUGUUUUACAUAAUAUCAAAAUAUAAUGCCAUUAUAUGUUAUGUAUGUGUGUAUAUUCCAAAAAUAUGAGAAUAUCAUGUAUAAAAGGAAUAUUAUUGAACGAAGAACAAAUGAGACAUUUAUCUAGUCAUAAGUCAGGUGCAAUAUUUGUAAAAUAAUAAGGGUACAAGAAAGACUAUAAUAAAAAUCAAAAAUAAUGUGUCUGCUGUUAUUUCUAUCAAUAUAGUAAAAUAUUAGGUAAAUUAUUGUUUUAUAUUACUUCUAAUAAAAUUUGCCUAGACGAUAUAAAAGUUUUGGGUUGUAUAAUAUGGAUGAUGAAAAUGGGCAUUUAAAAGACACACUAUAAUAGGCCAGUAAGCAAGGGUUUUAGGGUCCGAAUUCUAAACACCUGCACCGAUUGACGUGA